GGCAGGGUCUGGGCUGAAGCUCUUUGCGGCUGCGGCGGGGGACCGGACUCGGACGCAGGGAGGGAGGGACGGCUGGGGCAAGGGACAGGCCCAAGGGCAGCGGGACCGGAGGAGAGAGUUGCAGUUCCAGAGAAAGAUGAGCUGGGUCCAGCAAUAUUAUGGCAGAAGAUAGCCACAUACAGAAGCAGCUAGAAUUCCAAAAUGGUAGCUUAGAGGAAGGAUUUGCAGUCUGUUCCCUGGAGAACAAGCCCCAAAACAUGAUGGAGAGCCUAGGCCCGAGGAAAUAUUCAUCAAGUCUGAAGUUUAAAGCCAAUGGGGACUAUUCUGGCUCAUAUUUAACCCUCUCCCAACCCGUGUCUACCAAGAGAAGCCCUUCUCCUUUGGGCACCAGCAUCAGGAGUAGUCCCUCCUUGGCCAAAAUCCAGGGAAGCAAACAGUUCUGUGAUGGAAUUGAUAAAAAUAUUUCCAUGAAACCUCCUCUUUCUUUCCUCAGCUCGGCAGCCUCUCUUGGCGGCUAUCCGCUUGGAAAAGCAGAUUUGGAUCAUUAUACUGGUCGAGACAGUGAAAGAUCCAAUAGGCUCUCAGAGAAGCCUCCCUAUUCCAGAUACAGCUCUAGGAAUAAAUCACAUGACAGUGUCUACUUUCUAGGGGGGUUGGAAGGAAGAAAAGCCUCUGGCUCACUCCUAACCAUGUGGAACGGAAAUUCCUUGAGUGGCACUGGCUCCACACCCAUCAGCAGGUCUGGGGCAGCGAGCAUGCCUUCAAGCCCAAAGCAAGCCAGGAAGAUGAACCUUCAGGACAACUUGACACUUCAGCCCAGGUUAAGCAGGCACAAGGAGCCAGUCUCUGAAAACGUCAGUGUGAGAACAAGGAAAUACUCAGGGAGCAGUCUGAGUAAUAUGGGUGCCUACAGCCGAUCGCUUCCCAGGUUGUAUAAAGCCACAGACAACCUGAUGUCACCUCUCAGCCUGCCGCCAAGAAGUUCCCUGGGCAAUUCCAGGCGAGGUCAGUUAGAAAAGGAUCUACCUCAUAGUCUAGUGGAUAAUGACAAUUAUCUUAACUUUUCUUCUCUAAGCUCAGGAGCUUCACCCUAUAAAGCCUGUCUGUCAGAGGGAAAUCCUUAUGUAAGCUCCGCCCUCAGUGUCCCUGCCAGCCCUCGAGUAGCUCGGAAGAUGCUCCUGGCCUCCACCUCCUCCGAUGACUUUGAUAGGGCUUCAUACUCAGGGACCAGCCCAAGUCAUUCCUUCAUUUCUGGAGAGCCAGACCGAGUACAUGUGGCCAGGAGGAACUUCUCUUGUGGAUCAAUGGAGCUUGAUGACUCUGAUCUAGAAAGCUUAAGACAGUCGUCAGAAACUCCACAACCGGUCCUUCGAGAACGGAAAAGUAGCAUCAGCUCCAUCUCAGGACGCGACGAUCUGAUGGAUUAUCACCGAAGACAGAGGGAAGAGAGACUCAGGGAGCAGGAGAUGGAGCGCCUGGAGCGGCAGCGGCUGGAGACCAUCCUCAGUCUCUGUGCUGAGUACACGAAGCCAGAAGGUCGCCGCCUGUCCGCUGGCACCACGGUGGCUGAUGUGCAGAAAAUCAACAAGGAGCUUGAGAAGCUGCAGCUGUCGGAUGAGGAGUCUGUGUUUGAGGAGGCUCUGGUGUGCCCGGACGCCAGGUACAGGUGCCACCGGAAGGGCUCUCUCCAGGAUGUAGACGUUGCUGGCUUCGGGAGCCUGGGUCACAGUGCCAGCUUCCUGGCCCCCAGGGGCAGCAGGAACGAUGAACUGCUUGGUGACCUCACUAGGACGCCCCCAUCAUCCUCAGCUGCGUUUCUGAAAGCAACCAAUGAGUCCUCCUACCUCAGUAUCCUACCAAAGACCCCAGAGGAUAUGAGUGAGGAACAGAGGACUCAAGAGUUGGCUGCAAUGGAAGAUGCCCGGAUGGUGAUUCUGAACAACCUUGAGGAACUUGAGCAGAAAAUCAAAGAUAUAAAUGACCAAAUGGAUGAAUCUUCCAGAGAGUUGGAUAUGGAAUGCGCUCUUUUGGAUGGAGAACAGAAAUCCGAGACGGCCGAGCUCAUGAAGGAAAAGGAGAUUCUAGAUCACCUAAACCGGAAAAUCACAGAACUAGAAAAGAACAUCGUAGGCGAGAAGACCAAGGAGAAGGUAAAGCUUGAUGCUGAAAGGGAAAAGCUAGAGAGGCUUCAGGAGCUGUACUCCGAGCAGAAGACCCAGCUGGACAAUUGUCCUGAGUCCAUGAGGGAGCAGUUACAGCAACAACUCAAGAGGGAUGCCGACCUGUUGGAUGUUGAGAGCAAACACUUUGAAGACCUGGAAUUCCAGCAGCUUGAGCACGAGAGCCGUCUGGAUGAAGAAAAGGAGAACUUGACUCAACAGCUCCUGCGGGAGGUGGCAGAAUAUCAGCGGAACAUCGUGGCUAGGAAGGAAAAAAUUUCUGCAUUGAAGAAGCAAGCCAGUCACAUCGUUCAGCAGGCUCAGAGGGAACAAGAUCACUUUGUGAAAGAGAAGAACAAUCUAAUAAUGAUGCUCCAAAGAGAAAAAGAGAAUCUUUGUAAUUUGGAAAAGAAGUACUCCAGCCUCACUGGUGGGAAAGGGUUUCCUAUUAACCCUAAUACUCUGAAAGAGGGCUAUAUCAGUGUAAAUGAGAUUAAUGAGUCAUGUGGCAAUUCCACGAAUCUAUCCCCUUCCACUCAGUUCCCUGCUGAUGCUGAUGCUGCUGUCACUGAGCCUGCCUCGGCUGUGCCGGUGAGCCAGCCCCAGAGUUCAGAGCACUUUAGAAGCCUGGAAGAAAGGAAAAAGCAGCACAAAGAAGGCCUCUACCUGAGUGACACUCUGCCUCGAAAGAAAACCACCCCUUCCCUGUCCCCACACUUCAGCAGUGCCACAAUGGGGAGGAGCACCACCCCUAAGGCUCACCUCCCUCUGGGGCAGAGCAAUAGUUGUGGCAGUGUGCUCCCUCCCUCGCUGGCGACCAUGACCAAGGACUCUGAGUCUCGGAGGAUGCUCAGAGGAAGAAUGAAUUCUUCAGCAGGUUAUAAUCACCAACAGAUGAGUGAAGGACAAAGACAGAAACCUGAAUUUUACAGCCGCACAGCAUCUGAGUCAAACGUCUACUUGAAUAGUUUCCAUUACCCAGAUCGCAGCUACAAGGACCAGGCCUAUGACACGCUGAGCCUGGACAGCUCUGACAGCAUGGAGACCAGCAUCUCUGCCUGUUCACCAGACAAUAUUUCUAGCGCCAGCACAUCCAAUAUUGCCAGAAUAGAAGAAAUGGAGAGACUCUUGAAACAGGCACACGCGGAGAAGACGCGGCUGCUUGAGUCCAGGGAACGGGAAAUGGAAGCCAAAAAACGAGCUCUGGAAGAAGAAAAACGACGCCGGGAAAUCCUGGAAAAACGACUGCAAGAAGAAACCAGCCAGAGGCAGAAGUUAAUAGAAAAAGAAGUCAAAAUAAGAGAGAAACAAAGGGCGCAGGCUCGUCCGCUGACUCGUUAUCUGCCUGUCCGGAAGGAAGACUUCGACUUGCGGAGUCACGUGGAAACUGCCGGCCACAAUAUUGACACCUGUUUUCACGUGUCAAUCACAGAGAAGACUUGCCGAGGAUACCUCAUCAAAAUGGGUGGAAAAAUUAAAACGUGGAAAAAACGCUGGUUUGUUUUUGACCGGAAUAAGCGAACAUUUUCUUACUAUGCAGACAAGCAUGAGGCUAAAUUAAAAGGAGUGAUAUACUUUCAAGCCAUUGAAGAAGUGUAUUAUGAUCACCUCAAGAAUGCUAAUAAGAGUCCUAAUCCAUUACUCACCUUUAGCGUCAAGACGCACGACAGAAUCUAUUACAUGGUGGCCCCUUCACCGGAGGCCAUGCGGAUCUGGAUGGAUGUUAUAGUGACUGGAGCAGAAGGAUACACCCACUUCCUGUUGUAGUGAACUUUGGCUGUGGUCCACUUCAGGGAAGACUGCAAUAGUCUCUUACAAGAAUGAGGCCAUAUCCAGUCUCAGAUGGAAAGGCCCAACAGACCAUCCCUUUGGCUGUGUGCACUCAGAACUCUUUUUAUAAUGGGGAACCUUUCAUACAAGAGGAAGCAGGGCCCAUAGUGAUAGAACUGAAGCUCCUACAACAAAAACAAAAACAAAACACUAUUUUGAUAAAAGCAACAUUUAGAUACACACUCUUUUUUAUCAGCUGGUGUUAGUCAAAUGAACUGAACAGUUUACACAAUAUCUGUAAAUAUGUACUUAGAAAUACAAGAUUAUUUUAGCACCCAGCUCAUUUGCCCAUGGUGAUCACCUGCCUUCUUUGUAGGAAGUAGAACUUUAUAGAAAUAGACAAAUAAUGACUUAGAAAGCAACAGGUUUUAGACAUUUUGCCUUAGUUCUUAAAUACUGCACCUAAACCAAAGACUUGGCUUGACUCCUGUUUAACAUCAGUGUUGCUCUCUAAAUAGUCUUUAAAAUAGGAUUUUGAUAUUAACUCUGUAAUAUCCACCCCCAGCCUAUAACAAGCUUCUGUGCAUAUAUAAUAAGCCACUUUUUUUUAAAAAAAAAAAAAAAAGAAUAAAAACCAAAAAACAAAAAACCUCCUUGUUUUAAGAAAAGGCUAUCUCAGACAACAGACCCCUGCAACAUCAGGCAGUUUGAAUUAAGGAGAAUAUUUAGUGGGGGAUCCUGUUUUGUUGAAGAUUUGUCUGUUCCCAGAGCUGAGAAUGAAAGUAACCAGUAGCCAGUGUGCUCCACACUGCUGGAUUCCCCUUGCUUAUGAAGCAAACAUGUUAUCGGCACCCUCACAUGGCGUAACUAUGAACCCUUCUCUGUUUCACCAAAAAUCUGAGCAAUUACAAUAUCUUUUUUUUUUCCAAAAGACAACCAAAAUUCAAAUUAACAUUCUCUAUGCUAUAUCUUUUUCCAUGUAUCUUUACAAAUAGCCUUUGUUUUUAGAGCUGAUGUUUGUUGAAUGAAAUGACUUCAGGCAAGUCUCUUUUAUAAUCAUUUUUCAAGUGCCAUUUGUGUGUGUGUGUGUGUGUGUGUGUGUGUGUGUGUGUGUGUGUGUGUGUUCUGUGUUUGUUAAGUAUGAACAAAUUAUUUCCUAAAACAUGCCAAAUGGAUAGAAGUAGAAAACAAUGUUUAGAAAUGUGUCCAUAAAACUGUCAGGCCUAACUGAGUACAAUUAAAAGAGAAACUUACAGUGUAGUUUUUAUACCUGUAUACAUGUUGCCAAUAAUAAGAUUUUUGCAACUGGAUGAUGCAAGGUUUUACUUGAAUAACGAGGGACAAAGAUCAUGAUCAUAGGAGGUAUUAUUUUUGUCUGUGAUUUUUGCAGAGGUUCCCCUUCAAUGCUAGUGGUCUUAAACAUUGAAAUGUAAUUGUUAAGAUUUGGUUCCUUGAUGUAAAGAUACAAUUUGUCUGUACUGUACUUUCUUCAUAGGAUUGUAAGAGUGUUCUAAUCAGUUUGCAUGUCAUGAAUCUUUUAGAUAUGUAUGUGUGUUAAAUAUAUGAUAUUUAGAUUAAAGUGUUCACCUGAUUCACAUUUGAAA
Mastomys coucha (southern multimammate mouse) is the source of this 5533-nucleotide messenger RNA. RefSeq names its product pleckstrin homology like domain family B member 2 (gene Phldb2). The transcript has 19 exons. The record is from RefSeq and is a predicted model, not a curated record. NCBI's taxonomy places the organism in Eukaryota, Metazoa, Chordata, Mammalia, Rodentia, Muridae. Bases 159 to 3926 code for a protein of 1255 amino acids. Gene Ontology annotation, biological process: regulation of microtubule cytoskeleton organization. Gene Ontology annotation, cellular component: basal cortex.